This is a messenger RNA of Entamoeba invadens IP1, 3651 nucleotides long. Its product is annotated as AMP deaminase, putative. Gene Ontology annotation, biological process: AMP metabolic process; IMP salvage. The transcript has a single exon. Gene Ontology annotation, cellular component: cytosol. The coding region runs from base 1 to 3651 and encodes 1216 amino acids. The record is from RefSeq and is a predicted model, not a curated record. Gene Ontology annotation, molecular function: zinc ion binding; AMP deaminase activity. Lineage: Eukaryota; Evosea; Mastigamoebida; Endamoebidae.
AUGACUCAAGAAAAUGGAGGGACUUUUAUGAGUGUGUUUCCUUUACACGAAAGCAACAAACCAUCGUGUGAUAAAACUGAAACUUUUCAACAAGACACCAAUGGAUAUUUUGAUACUAUCACUUUUUCACAGAACAGAGGUGUUUACGAGAUAAUUGACACCACAAGUGGUCGCACUUUAUUUACCCCGAAUUCGAUCGAGAGUUACUUAAUAGAUUUUGAGACAGUACUCAAAUUGAUUGAAGAUGCUCCGACUAAAACGUUUACAAUGGAACGCUUACAAGAGCUUGAGAACAGAUUUAAUCUUCACAAAAUUCUUCAAUUGAGUACACACAGAAACGGCAAAACCUUUUUUGAGUGUUGUAAAGUCGACACGCACAUUCAUGCGAAUUGGGCAGUGACCGAGAGCGUCCUUUUAAAAUUCAUUAAAGAGCACAAGAGCGACUUAAAUCCCAUUUAUGAGAACAAAAACAAGAAGAAAGAGAAUUUGACUGAAUUCUGUGAUGACCACAAAAUCAAUUUAGACAAAAUGACACUUCGCCAAAUAGGGGAGGUCGAAGACAAAAAUUCACUCAGCUCCAUCUUUCUCGAGAGUGAAAAUUACAAUGAAGGAAAACUCUUUGCCGAACUUCUUAAGCACCAAUUCAGUAAACUAGAAGAGACCAACACAUUUUGUGAAAUGCGACUUGUUGUAAGAGGAGACGACGAAGAUGAAUGGUUCAAGUUAUCGCAUUGGGCAACUACAAAUAAUGUGAUAUCAAGUCACAAUAAGUUUCUCAUUGAGUUUCAUCGAAAUUACGAACACUUUGUGACACUGUAUAAUACAAAAAAGAGUGAAAGUGUGAACUUCGCGAAGUACAUAUCAAACUUCUUUCAUCCAUUAUUCGAAGCUACUUUACACACAGAAAAAUACAAAGAACUUUCGUUGUUCUUGCAACAAAUAAGUGGUUUUGACUCUGAUGGAGAAGAAGGGUUUGUAGAGUCUAUCACACUCUCUCAAUUCGACCCAACAACAAGCGAAAAACAGAAUGUGUCAUAUUACAUCUACUUGUACUAUUUUUAUAGUAACAUUGUCUCUCUGAAUAUUUUGAGGACAAUGAAAGGGUUGAACACAUUUGAUUUCCGCCCCCAUUGCGGAAAGACUGGUCACUACAGUCAUUUAAUUGCAGGCUAUUUAAUGACGAAUGGAGUCUCACAAGCACUCAAAUUGGAAGACAACACUACGUUACAAUAUUUGUUCUAUUUGGACCAACUUCCUAUAUCACAAGCACCAAUGGCUACACACUCAAGAAACCUUGGGAGUUAUUCUUCGAACCCUUUUAAUAACUUCUUUGCGGUCGGAUUGAACGUUUCACUGUCGACGGACAAACCUUUGCGAGUGCACAAAACCGUCGAACCGUUACUUGAAGAAUACUCUAUGGCACAGAACAUGUAUAAGUACACCGAUGAUGAUUUGGUAGAAAUUUGUUACAACUCAGUCCGACAGUCUGGCUUCUCCAAAGAAGAGAAGAUUGGGAUGUUAAAUCUUUCCGUCACCAAUUCCAGUCGCUCGAUUUUUAGAAAGCGACUGUUAGAAACGGAAAGUGAGGUACUCAAAGCGCUCACACAAAACAAUAUCAAUGGCGUGUUUGUGGACAUCCCAAGAACUAAAGUCUACUUGGAAUUUAAAACGAAGAACGAGAAUGAAGUUCAAAUAAUGCGAAAUAUCACUUACUACAUUUCACUGAGAGAAAAGUACAUUUCAAAACAAGACGACUUCGACUUGAACAGUUUGAGCUUUGACGAAAAAGACGACGAGAUUAACGAGGACAAACCAAUUUUUAUUGGAAAACAAAAGAGUGAAAAUAAGAGGGGGAAGAGGUUUUACUGUUCGAUAAAGAAUGGGGUGUACGGGGUCUAUGACACCCCCAAUAUGGUCUGUGACCUUUGUACAACAUCAACCACCUUUGUGCAAUGUGUGGACUGUAAUCAGAAAUUGUGUAAAAAGUGCUUUGAGAAUACACACGCAAAUUUGUGGCAUUCAAUUCGACUUGAAAAGAAUCAAGAAUACUUCCCAACAAUCAAAUACAGUGAAUUCAUGUCGGACUACAACUCGUUGGUCAAUUUUGUUUCUGGUGGAGAGUCAAGGACAUUUGGUUACAAACAACUGAAAAUCAGAGAGGAGCUUUUUAAGCUCCACAAACUGUUGAAUCACUCAACUGAAGCUUUUGAAAUGAAAGAACUGAAAAACGAUUUUGACACUUCGGUAAAGAUAGAUACGGUGUUAACAGGGUCAAGGUCAUUUCACCCAAAAGCACUCUUAGAGUUCAUUAAAGAAAAGGUGAAUUCCGAUACAGAGAAAGUUGUGUUCAAGCAACUUGAGGUCGAGACAAAAGAAGGCCUUACAAGAGUUUUCAAGAACGUGACUUUGAAGAGUGCAAUGAACAUCUUUUAUAUCGACAAGACUAAAAUGACAUUGGAGAGCCUCGACGUCACCUUCGACCCUUCGGUGAUUCAACGGUACGAUCUCUGGAGGUCGCGUGAUCGCCUUUUCAACCGCCGUGAAAUGCGAAAUUUGUUCUUGACAACGAACAACGUCGAGAAAGGAAAGUACUAUGGCGAGUUACUUCAACAGAAUUGGUUUAACAAGAACCAGAGUAAAUUCCUCAAGAGUGAAAUAGGUCUUCGGAUCAAUGGAAAGAGUUCUGGUGAUAUUUUGAAGUUAGCCAAGAUGCUAGACACAGAGGGCAUAUUAGACUCUACAGAGAACAUCCUCAGUAUCCAAAUAACUCGUGAUUACAUCAAAUUGAGGAAUGAGAAGAACGUCAAGAACUUCGAAGAGAUCAUUUGCAACAUCUUUGGACCACUCCUUGAAGCUACACUGAACCCAUCAGAGCAUCCAGAAGUGUUCAAAUUUUUACUUAGGGUUGGCAGCUUUGAUAUGAAAGGGGAUGAAAGUAUCUACUCAACUAACGGUAAUAUAGAAAGAGUGUUACCUUCGGAAUACAAGGAACCAUCCGAGCCACCAUUCCAAUAUUGGAUCUUUUUCUUACGAAUGAACAUUUCAGUGUUAAACAAUUUACGAAAGAGUUUGAGGCUUAACACCUUUGUGUUUCGACCGCAUUGUGGGGAGACGGGGGAUCCAAUGCACUGCGCCUCCGCGUUUCUGACGGCCGACUCGAUUUCUCACGGAAUCACUUUAGACGAUCAAAACAUGUUGCAGUAUUUAUUCAUCUUAGCUCAAAUAGGGAUUAGCUGCUGUCCCAUUUAUGACAAAUUUCUGUAUGAUAGUGUCGAGCAUCCUUUUGUGAAGUACUUUAUGAGGGGGAUGCGGGUCACUUUAGCUACUGAUGCGCCGAUGCACUCACAUACAACUAAACAACCACUAAUCGAAGAGUACGCAAAUGCAGUUAAAAGUUUCAAACUAACAGCAACGGAUGUGAACGAAAUAGCACAGAACUCUGUGAUCAUUUCGUCGUAUGACGAGAAGGAGAAGAUGAAUUGGUUGGUCGAUCAAGACGGGGCAAGUCUCAGCGUCCCAAACACGCGACUGAAAUACAGAGAAAAGGUUCUGAAGACUGAUGUGAACACGUUGUUAUUGUACAACAUCGGAAGAUCCUCAAUACCAGCAAAUGACAAGAAGGAACUAUUAAAAGGUUCUUUUAAUUAUUAA